AUGGCAGGCACCGAAAUACGUACAGAUGAGGGCGUGGUGAUUUUCGAAGGGAGUCCGCACAAAGCCAAGGUGCUCUAUGGCAACCUGCUGUGGACCGGUGCCCUUGCGCUCUCAAAAUUCUUUGCCACUUCUUCUGCAGCCCCGCCCGUCAAAGGACGGUCUUGUUUGGAGCUGGGUGCCGGGACUGGUGUGGUCGGUCUGACCUUGGGAUCGAUGGGUGCAGAGCCUGUGUUCAUCACUGACAAUGAACCUGAGCUGCUUCUUCUUAUGAAGAAAAAUAUUGAGGCCAACAAUCUCAGUGAUCGUGUGCAGACAUUCUGCCUUGAUUGGGCAGAUGGCAAAAGCUUUAUGCAGCAACUGCCGGAUUUGGUGGUCGCAGCAGCAACUCAGCAACGAUGA
Messenger RNA from Durusdinium trenchii, 399 nucleotides. Lineage: Eukaryota; Dinophyceae; Suessiales; Symbiodiniaceae. The record is from the annotation of a GenBank genome assembly.